AUGACUCCGGGUCCAUGUCCAACACCCAUCCGGACUUCUCUGGUGUCCACAGGACUGUCGAUCGCGAUGGCAACGGGAUGGGGAUCCCGCCUGGCCCUUCGGCCCCCGUCUACCUCAUUCAGCGAAGGUUGCGCAUUCAUGACGACUAACAUCAUAAACCACCAGCGCGCCAAUCCACCGCUCGACAUGUCCCGCAUGGAAGUAUACCCAGUAAACUUUGCAACCUCGGAACAAUCAAUACCGGGAGGCUCCGACUAUGAGUGGUUCCCGAAUAACUCGCUUUCGGAAGUCAACUACAUGGAGGGCUUAGGAAGCACUCAGGACACUGGCAUGACGUAUGGCGGAUAUCAAGGGACAAUGUUCAACACCAUGAACCUCGAUAACAACAACAACGCCCUACACUUCACAACAUCGCCGCACGGUUCCUUUGUCAACAACAAUACUCAUGCCGUCCAUGGAACGCAUUCCCCUAUGUUCGUGGGUACCCCGAACUACGGUCAUGCCGAUGUCUUUGCGCAACCCCCCGACUUUGGCCUCAGUUUUAAUCUCGCGCUCAACCCGGCUUCGGCAAUACGGUCGAGCACGAUGCCCAACAUCACACCUCUACUGACUCCACCCAUCACCACCGCCGCCACCCCCAUGACGAUAGCCGACAAUGACCACAACUAUGGCCACGGCCACGAAGCUGACUACGACCACGACACAAAUCACGAUACCCCAGCCCCAAAGCUUCCAGGACAAGAAGCAAGCGCAAGCACGAGCGCAAGCAGACGCAAAGAGAAAAACCAAGCACGGGUCUACAGGACUUCCUACGAUAACCAUGUCUCCCACCGCUACACCUGUCACCCUUGCCGCUUUUCCACGGAUGUUAAGCGGGACUUUGCUCGUCAUAAAGAGACCAAGAAGCACAAGACAAAAUCC
Neurospora tetrasperma FGSC 2508 is the source of this 921-nucleotide messenger RNA. RefSeq lists its product as uncharacterized. The annotation marks the transcript as partial. The transcript is spliced from 2 exons. The record is from RefSeq and is a predicted model, not a curated record. NCBI's taxonomy places the organism in Eukaryota, Fungi, Ascomycota, Sordariomycetes, Sordariales, Sordariaceae.